This is a messenger RNA of Brachypodium distachyon (stiff brome), 1097 nucleotides long. RefSeq lists its product as uncharacterized. Lineage: Eukaryota; Viridiplantae; Streptophyta; Magnoliopsida; Poales; Poaceae. The record is from RefSeq and is a predicted model, not a curated record. The transcript has 2 exons. Bases 114 to 788 code for a protein of 224 amino acids.
UGUGUUGGUUCACGCAACAAGGCGCAAGUUGCAACACAGCGUGCGGCUCGAGUCAACGAGAGUCUAGCUGUACGUACGUAUGUACGUGUCCGUUCGUUUUCGCCUAGGAGAUCAUGGCUGCGCUUCGUGUCUCCUUCGUCGUCGGGGCACUCGUCCUCUGCCUCGCCGCCGCGCAGAUUGCCGCGGCGGGGUCGUCCGACACGCUGCGGGGCACGGUGGCCUGCCUCGACUGCGCCCAGCAGCGUAACCUCUCAGGUGUGGUGGUUGCGGUGAAGUGCGCCAACGGCACGGGCGUGCGCGCCGCGGAGACGGACGGCCAGGGCAGGUUCGAGGUCGCCGUGCCGGCGUCCAGAUCCAAACCAGGAUCGCCGUGCGCCGCGAGGAUCCUCGGCGGCCCGGAGCAGCUCUGCGCGCCCCCGAGGUUCGCCGCGUCGCGCGUUGUCGUCGCCCACGCGCGGCCCGGCGGCGGCUCGUACGCUCUGACUUCUCCUCUAGGCGUCUUCACACAGUGCGGUUCUGCGACCGCCCCGUCUGGUGAGCCAGAGAAGGCCACGACUGCCGCUGACGCGCCGGAGAAGGCGACGACUGCCGCUGGUGCGCCGGAGAAGGCGACGACUGCCGCUGAUGCGCCGGAGACAGCGACGGCCGCCGCGGACGACGGGACGGCUCUGGAGACGGCAAAGCCCGUCCGGCUCCCGGGGAUCGACUCGCCGCUGGACUACAACAUGGGGUUGCCUCUGAACCUCUUCUUCCCGUUCUUCCCGGUCGUCGGCGGCGGCGUCCCAUGAUCAAACAGUACUGCCAGUAUAUAUUUACGUACUACGUGUCGUGAUUGCUGCUUGCACGGACCGUACGUAGGACCUCUUUGUGAUGGCGCGGGAAUGCGGGAACUGGCGGCGUGAAUGUGUAUGAUGCAUUCGUGCUGCGUGCGUACAUUUUCUUCCGGUGUGAAUGUGAUUGUGUCGGUGUUCUCGCGCGACUGGCGCCAUGAAAAUAAGCAAGCGUAUGUGCAGGGAAAUAGGAAUUCAGUUUGGCAAUGUGAUUGUGUCAGUGUUUUCGCGCGACUGGCGCCAUGAAAAUAAUCAAACGUAUGUGCA